Molecule: messenger RNA, 2563 nt
Organism: Protomyces lactucae-debilis
Lineage: Eukaryota; Fungi; Ascomycota; Taphrinomycetes; Taphrinales; Protomycetaceae
Exons: 1
Coding region: 107-2074 (655 amino acids)
Biological process (GO): ribosomal subunit export from nucleus
Cellular component (GO): cytosol
Molecular function (GO): GTP binding; GTPase activity
Source: RefSeq, a predicted model, not a curated record
CGUUUCGAUACCGACAGUACUGCUGUGUCCUCGCAAACGCCCAGCUGGAACUUUGUCAAAGGCCACAAAUACCAGUGAACCUUAAAACUGCUCAAGUCAGACGAUCAUGGGCCGACCGACGUCUAAGAAAACCCUUGGACUUGGCAAGUCGUUGAUAAAUGAUCAAUAUCGACAUGGUCAGCACUCUGCGCACUCCUCUCGGCAUGCUGCCGACGUCGACAGUUACGGCUCCAACGCGAAUUUACGUUCCGUCACCCAAGAGAGGCCGCUUGAAGAAUUUUUGAGCACUGCUGAGCUUGCCAACACAGACUUUACCGCUGAGAAGCAGAACGUCAAGAUUAUCGCCACCGGCCAAUUUAACCCGUAUUUAUUGACGCCGGAGCAGGAGAAUGAGCGGCGUGCGAAGCAUCGUCAAUUCGUGCAAUCUUUGACAGUUCCGCGACGCCCGCCAUGGACUUCUGACACAACCCCGACGGAGCUUGACAGGAACGAAAAGGAUGCCUUUCUAGCUUGGCGCCGUCAUCUAGCAGAGCUACAGGAGAAUCACGACCUAUUGCUGACACCAUUUGAGCGCAAUCUCGAGGUUUGGAGGCAAUUGUGGAGAGUCAUUGAACGAUCAGAUCUCAUCGUGCAGAUUGUGGAUGCCCGGGAUCCCUUGUUGUUUCGCAGUACAGAUCUGGAAAACUAUGUCAAAGAAAUUGAUCCUGCCAAGCGCAAUCUGUUACUCGUUAACAAAGCGGACCUCAUGACACCCGCUCAGCGACGUGCUUGGGCGCAGUAUUUUGACGCCGAGGGCAUCAGAUACAGUUUCUUCAGCGCCCACAUGGCCAAGGAAGAACUCGAACGUCAAGCUCACACGCAAGAUGCGCCGUCGCCUAGACAAUCGCAAUCAAGUGCCAGUUCCGAAGAAGGGGAAACAUUAGAAGCGGAAUUUUCUGACGGCACCCUCUCAUCUGCCGAGAGCUUGGAGAGCUUGGAACCUGUUGGCUCAAAUGUGCUCCAACCGUCUUCUGGUUCGGAGGGAGCGCAAGACCCAACAAUCUUGACGAUUGAUCAACUAGAAGAGCUCUUCAUCGCUAGUGCGCCCAAGCCUUCGCUCGACGAGAGCGGAGUGCCGCUGAAGCUUUCAAUCGGACUAGUCGGCUAUCCUAAUGUCGGAAAGAGUAGUACGAUCAAUGCUCUUGUAGGAGCCAAGACUGUAUCUGUUUCUUCCACGCCAGGGAAAACAAAACACUUCCAAACAAUCCAGCUGUCCGACCAAGUCGUCUUGGUAGAUUGCCCCGGACUAGUAUUUCCAAAUUUCGCUUCUUCGCAGGCCGAUCUGGUCUGCGCCGGAGUGCUACCAAUUGACCAACUACGGGAAUAUUCGGGGCCAGCAGCGCUAGUUGCACAACGAAUACCGCGCGCAUACCUUGAAGCUGCUUAUGGCAUAGUCAUUCACAUGAAAAGUGAAGAAGAGGGAGGCUCGGGCACACCCACGGCGGAAGAGCUGCUCACGGCGUAUGCCCUAUCGCGAGGUUUCACAAAGGCCGGACAAGGCAACCCAGAUGAGAGCAGAGCCGCCCGCUAUGUGCUCAAAGAUUAUGUUCUUGGGAAGCUUCUUUACGUUGAGCCUCCUCCCGACACGGUCUCCGGUCAAGAGUUCAACCAGGAAUCUUAUACAACAGAUCACUUUGCAACCAAGAAACGAGCUCCGGCUUCUCAUGUUCCUGCUCAUGCAAGUACCUAUGUCAACCAUCCAAUCGUGAGGCCUUCCGGAGGACUGGCAUCUGGUCGAGUCGACGAUGCCUUCUUCGACAGGAACAAAGAGGUCAAUGCGAAAAUCAAAGGCCAACAGAGUUUAGCUUCAAGAGGUGCCCGAGGCACCGUCAACGGCAAAGUUAUCAUGUAUCCGUACCAAGAGCGCUUGAACGAUGAUGGCUCGAAAAAGAAUGACAUCCCUGUUGGAAAAAUGCUGACAGGGCGCAAAGCGCGACUGAUGGCCGACAUUGAUUCUGGUGCGAAUGCUGAAAAAUCUUCGAAGAAACACUUCAAAGCGAAUCGCAAGCAGAAAGUGCGCCCUGCCAUGAACUAAGUCUGCAAGCACGUUCACAAUGCUUUGCAAGAGCUGCGGCGAGGUCUUGUCAUUAUCUUCAUUUGGCCACUCAAUCACUCGUUCAACGAACAUGAAACUCGAGCGGAGAGAGCACUUGAGGGCCAAGUGUCUUCAGGCCUGUCAAUCAUUGACACGGCAUUCUUGCAGACCCGACGCACCUAUGAUGGUAAGGGAACGCCGUGAAAAAUAUCGCAGACAAAAUUUCAGCCAAAAAUUUCUAUCACAAAUAAUAGAUAGAUUUGGUCAAUGUGCAAAUACGCAUUGAGGCCUAAACAGAUCGCUCGCCUCACGGUGGCUUUCUGUAUCAGAUGGUACUGUGGAGCCGUCCAAAACUCAAAUAACCAAUUGCUGGGAAAUUGUGUCGACACCAUUUCAUAUCGCAAAUUAUGUUGAAUGUAGCUGGCCAGUCAUUCAGACAGCAAUUGAAACACGAAACAUUUCGUAGCAUUACGAUGCUAUGUCGCAAAU